UCACUUUCAGGGAGAACCAGGAGCAACAAAGAUGUUUUGCUGCAUUCCGAGGUCUCCCGACCCCAAGAAAAGGCGCAGGAACCUCUUUCAGACGCUGGUGCAAGGCAUCAGGAGACUACUCAGAUUUGGCAGGCCAGGAGCCAGCGUUGCCCCAGCGGUACCCUCCAACCUGGAAGAUGAAGAGUCCGAGGAAGAGGAUUUCCCCUACUCUCCUCCCAGCCCACAGAGCACAAUCCGUUGCAGGCCCAAAACCUGCGCUAACACCAGGCGCAAGUUUCAGUGUUUGGAGCUUGUACACAAGUGCAGGGCAAAAGACCUGAAGCCAAUGGAGGAAUUUCCUGAGGCUCCUUCUCCACCACUAAACCUGGAAGAUGAGGAAUCCGAAGAAGAGGAUUUCCCCUACUCGCCUCCCAGCCCAUUGAGCGCGAUCCGUUGCAGGCCUAAAACCUGCGCUAACACCAGGCGCAAGUUUCAAUGUAUGGAGCUUGUACACAAGUGCAGGGCAAAAGACCUGAAGCCAAUGGCGGAAUUUCCUGAGGCUCCUUCUCCACCACUAAAGCUGGGCACCACUGCAUCUCACUGGACAGGACCAGAGUCCUGCCAUGUAUCCAAAUCAUCACAAGCGGACUUCACAUGCCGAGAGGAGACACCAGGAUCAUCUCUCUCCUAUGAUCAUCCACAAAAUACCCAGCAUUCUGCAGGUGGCCAAGGAGACUCUGAGAUCUCUGUAUCCCUGCACGGUGAGAUUGCCACUAGCCAGCAUCCUGCCAGAUGUCCUCUGGCCAUUGCGCUUCUACCACCACUGCUGGGAGAGUCAGGCCCACUCCCAAAUCUUCCAGGACAAGUUGAUAGUGUUGAGCUUAGCCCACACCUGAAGGGUGAGCCAAGCUCCAGCCCAACCCCAACAGGGGAUGAUGGCGGAGAUGGGAUGCUCAGAGUAGCCCCCCUGUGGGAGAAGGUCCAAGGCCGGGAUGUCCCUAGGGUUCGCCAGUGCUGGGUGGUCACAGAAUCUGAGCUGGAGGAGGAAAUACCUGAGGAGGAUCUAGAAGAAUUCUCAGAUGAUUCUGAACUGUGAGGCCAACUGCAGAGGGUAUUAUUCAUUGGCGAGGAUGCUGCACCUUAGGCUGAGGGUGAUGAGUUCAUUCACCCCCGCAGUAGGAACUCAGCCCUGCGCAACAUCUCGCAGCUUCAACAGAAGGUAGUGGGCUAAGAAAUGCCCUCUUGGGCAGCAAGACCCUGUGUGAUCCUACAGGCUGACCAGAACCUAGUCACCUGAUAUCAGCCCUCAAAGGGCACUAACCCUUUUCCCUGCCUAGCCUGUCCACCUCUGGAGGCAGCUGACAAUUCAACCCUAGUUUUCCCAAACCUCUUUUCCCAGCCACAUGCCCUCUUUGAACUUUGACCUUAUUCCACCACA
This is a messenger RNA of Talpa occidentalis (Iberian mole), 1417 nucleotides long. RefSeq lists its product as uncharacterized. Lineage: Eukaryota; Metazoa; Chordata; Mammalia; Eulipotyphla; Talpidae. The record is from RefSeq and is a predicted model, not a curated record. The transcript has 4 exons. The coding region runs from base 32 to 1075 and encodes 347 amino acids.